GUAUGUUUGCGUUCGUCGCCGACGUUGCCGGAUCGCCUUGCGUUUACCCAUUCUUGCGGCGUCGUAGUUUCGUUUGAGGAAAACGGCAGACGCGGAAACGUACUGCAUUACUAAUAUAGCUAUUCCGAGCGCUGAAACGACGUGCAGUGCCUUCCAACAGGCAUGAGCAGCGGCGUCUGCAUCGCCGAGCGGCAGGAAGAACGGCUGGGUGAGCGUACGCCGUCGUCGAAAGAGAUCAAAGUCCUAUCCGAAACUGGAUUCGACCAAGUGUCCGACAUGGGAGCACCGGAUGACCUGCCGGAGCACGAGCGAGCGUACCAGAGCGAAGCCGAGACAGCUGAAGACAAGGGCGCAGAGGUGAAGCGCGAUGCGGACGACGGCAUCGACUGGGUUCUGGUGUCCCGAAAGCGUCGCAUGAUCGAACGCGCACUCGCCGACGGCAGCACGGUGGGCCUGAAGAUGGCUGCUGUGGAGGAACGGGGCCUGAUCUGCGACGACUACCGGCGUCUCGUCUGGCCACGCAUCGGCGGUGUCAACGUGUACGAGACAUCGCCGCGACCGUCGCUCGCCGAGAUCGAACAGCACGCCUACUACUCGCAAGUGGUUCUCGACGUCAAACGUUCGCUCAAGCGUUUCCCGCCUAGUAUCGCCGAAGGGCAACGUAUAGCACUACAGGACCGGCUCGUGUUUAUGAUCAUGCGCGUUCUGAUGAAGAACCCCGAACUGCACUACUACCAGGGCUACCACGACAUCUGCGUUACAAUCCUGCUGGUUCUGGGCGAGGAAGUUGGUUUCCUCUUGGUAGAUCGGCUCUCGUGUUCCAAUCUGCGCCGUUUCAUGGACAAGACGAUGGCGCGCACAGCCGACAUGCUCGAGCACAUCUACCCCCUUCUCGGUCACGAAUGCCCCGAACUUCGGGACUUCCUGGACCGGGCUCAGGUUGGAAUUAUGUUCUGCCUCAGCUGGGUGAUCACGUGGUUUGGUCACGUUCUCGCCGACUACGACACUGUGGUGCGUCUCUUCGAUCUGUUCCUGUCCAGCCACCCGUGGAUGCCGAUCUACCUGUCAGCAGCGAUAGUUUUGCACGCCCGCGACGAGAUUCUAGCAUUGGACUGCGACUUGGCGCCUGUCCACAGCUACCUGUCGCGUCUGGUGGAGGGUGACCUGCCCUUCGAGAAACUCAUCGUCCACGCCCGGCAGCUGCUCGAAGAGCAUCCGCCCUCGGAGCUGCAGGCGCAGUUGGCUCGCACCAGACAACGCGACGAGCGCCCCGUCGUAGCCGCCGCACGAAACCGCGGUAGGCUGUGGCGCUGUGCGCGAUUUGCAGGCGCGCUGGUCGCUGCCACUGGAACCUGGAAGGGAGCACUGACGGUGGCUGCCGUCCUCUUCGCGGUGUGGUAUCAAACGUACAGAAAGAAUGUCGUUCACUUGGCCUGGUUCUGAAGCUGGGUGUUUGUGCAGCUGUUUGUCCUAGUGUUACUAUUCAAACUACAUUGAAUGUGUGUGUAUACGGGGCGGGUUUCAGCCGUUGUACAUUAUCUUCCAUUGACCCGUGUAUAUUAGUUCCUGCUCACUGUCUCUACUGUGCUCAGCAGUGCUAAGUACUGAUCGCCCGAAUCAUCCCUUCCUGGUGUUACCGAAGCUUCUGCUGUUGAAGUGCCUGAAGAGUUAUUUCGAAGACGUCUCAAGUGUGGCUGGCAUUAUCCUCACUUGUGUUCGACAUGUAGGGCCUGCCAAAAUAACUGUUUCUUUCUGUACAUACCAGCUUUUCCACCUUAAAUGCUGAAUAAUUUCAAUAUAACCAAUGCGAAUUUCUAGUGCUCAUUCCAAUACCGGCCUGGUUAUUUGCUAUGUAUGCGCUUAUGUGAGAGCACCAUUGCUCUUUACUUUCCAUGGGCAUGUCUAGCUGAAUAUGCCAAGUAAAUCCCAUAAUUAAGC
Molecule: messenger RNA, 1938 nt
Organism: Rhipicephalus sanguineus (brown dog tick)
Lineage: Eukaryota; Metazoa; Arthropoda; Arachnida; Ixodida; Ixodidae
Product: TBC1 domain family member 20
Exons: 1
Coding region: 163-1443 (426 amino acids)
Biological process (GO): positive regulation of GTPase activity; endoplasmic reticulum to Golgi vesicle-mediated transport
Cellular component (GO): endoplasmic reticulum membrane
Molecular function (GO): GTPase activator activity
Source: RefSeq, a predicted model, not a curated record